Alnus glutinosa is the source of this 2623-nucleotide messenger RNA. RefSeq names its product protein NETWORKED 4B-like. The record is from RefSeq and is a predicted model, not a curated record. NCBI's taxonomy places the organism in Eukaryota, Viridiplantae, Streptophyta, Magnoliopsida, Fagales, Betulaceae. Bases 241 to 2136 code for a protein of 631 amino acids. The transcript has 4 exons. Gene Ontology annotation, molecular function: actin binding. Gene Ontology annotation, cellular component: vacuolar membrane.
AUUCCAUGUGAGAAUGCCAGAUUGAAAAGCACGUGUCUCCCACCUCAUACCUCUCUUCAGUCUUCUACAUACAUCUCUCUCUCUCUCUCUCUCUCUCGCUCGCUCUGUACAAGACCAUCUCUAAUUAGAUCCGUCAUUCAGCUCUGCUCUGCAAUAAUAACAAAAGCUCACUCCGACGCUCAAUCCAUCCCUUCCGUGGUUAAUUCAUAUCAGUCAGCCCAAUUUCCACUAACUUAGCAAAUGGCUAGUUCUUCCACAAGAACUGAAUCUCCGGUUCACUCCCAUAAGCAUAUGAAGAGAACAGAAUCAAGAAAGUCUCAUUCCUGGUGGUGGGAUAGUUACGUUAGUCCAAAAAACUCCAAGUGGCUUGCAGAGAAUAUCGAGGAUAUGGACCAGAGCAUCAAACGCAUGUUGAAGCUUAUUGAAGAGGAUGGAGAUUCAUUUGCCAAAAAGGCUGAGAUGUAUUAUCAAAAGAGGCCUGAAUUGGUCUCUCAUGUUGAGAAGUUCUACCGCAUGUACCGGUCACUGGCUGAGCGUUACGAUCAUGUCACAGGAGAAUUACGGAAGAAUGUUCCCUCAGAGCUCCAAUCCCCACGCUCAGGCAUUUCCGACCCUGGUUUGGAACUGCCCUCUACUCCUGAUCAUAGGUUGGGUCAUCGUAAAUCUGGCCACCGAGCUGCUGGUUUUGAUGUCUUCCUUGGCUCUGGUGGAAACAGCUCUGAUGUUUCCCAGAAAGAGGGAGAUGAAUCAUCCACAUUGACGGAUUCUGAGUCAGAGUCUGAUGAUUCUUCGGUCAACAAUUACUCAGUUCUAUUAGGGAACGGUGGUGAUAUUGGGCUGAACAGGAAGAUGAUUGACUUGGAGAUUGAGCUCCGCGAAGUGAAAGAGAAGCUCCGGAUGCAACAGGAGGAGAAUUCAGAUGGUUCAUUGAGGGGAUCGAAAAACGAACUUCCUGAGGAUCUCCUUGCUAUAAUUGCACGGUAUGAACAAGAGCUGAGGAUUGCAAAUGAUAAGAUUCGCAUUUCAGAAGAUGCGAUCACUAGGCUUAAGAUUGAGAUCCAAAGAUAUAAGUCAUUGGAAUUCGGUAAUGAUUUCCAGUAUGAGCUGGGAUCAUCAACACAGGAAGAUGUCAAGACACGAGAGGUUGAGCUGGACUUAGAGAUUAAUCAGGCAUUGGAGGUUCAAGAAAGGGUUGGUGAGUCAGAAUCAGAAGUUCUAGACUGGGAUGGCAAGAUUAAAGCACUGGUGGAAGAGCUGAGAAUGAACAAAGAAAAGCUUCAGGACUCGGAGAACGAAAUUGCUUGUUUGAAGCAUGAACUUGAGAACAACAGUAAAUCCUCUGAAAAUGCCAGCCGUUCUCAGGCUCAGCUUGAACUGGCUCAUAAAGAAAUUGCUACUUGGAAAACAAAACUCAACACUGAGAAAAGAGAGGUCUCUAAACUGCAGGAAAGAAUUGCAAGGUUGAAAGCUAGUUUAUCAGACCGGGAUCAUGAGGUCAGGGAUUUGAAAAUAGAAGUAUCGGAUGCUGAGCAGAAGAUAUUUCCUGAAAAAGCACAGUUAAAGUCUGAAAUGUCUAAAUUGUUGGAGGAACGGACUCGUCUGGAGGAGCAGCUCAGAGAAUGGGAAUGUCGUGCUCGUUUGCUGGAGGAGGAGAUCAGAAAGGUCAAGGCUGAAAAGACAUAUAUAGAGGAGAGACUUACGGGUGAAAUUGAGCACUUGAAGGCAGACAUUGUUGAUAGAGGGGAUCGUAUAGAAAAUUUGAAUAAAAGUCUUGAUGCUUUAAAAGUAGAUAGAGAUGAACUCAAUGCAAAAGUUCUCACCCUCACAGCAGAGGUGAGUCAUAGGGAUGAUCGGAUUGACCAAAUGGAUAAGCAUUUGCAGCAAUUCCAUGUCGAACAGGCGGAGCUGAUCACUGAAAUGGAAGGCGCGCGUAAAUUUGUGGGGGAGCUGAGAUCAAGAGCCAAAGAACUGGAGGAGGAAGUUGAGAGGCAAAGAGUCGUAAUCUUCGAAGGAGCAGAAGAGAAACGAGAGGCUAUAAGGCAGCUGUGUUUUUCUCUUGAGCAUUAUAGGAAUGGGUAUCAUAUGCUUCGCCAAGCUUUCAUAGGGCACAAGCGAGUUCCAGUUUUGGCAUCGUAAGUUAAAUAUGUAAUGUUGUAUGAGUGCUACAAGGAUACUAUCGUUUUUAUUAAGUCCUUUAUAAAUUGACGUGAUUGUCCAUUAUUAGUGAAAUGAUUAUGGACGGACUAUCACGUCAAUUUGUUAGGAAAUUAUAGUAAAAACUAUAUUAUUCCGAGCAUUUUCCCAUGUUGUAUAUAUCCGCAUUGGUUCUGGGUCUGGAAGUACCCAGGCCUUAUUAUGGACCAUGAGCUUCAUGGUUCUAAUAGUUCUUCGAUCAGUUUGUGUCCUAUACAUGUAAUGCAGGAGUUCCCCAUUUUUUGGGACCAUUCGAGUGGCUGAAAAAUCCACCGGCGAUUGUGGAUUUGGGCAGAAUUUGAGUGUCGUCGUUUAGUUUGAAUUCAAGUUUUGUUCUGAAUGACAUGAGGUUGAGUUGGAAUGUCUUUCGAUUUGUAUACUUUUUUCUUCCACUUUAUUAAGAUAUAUAAUAUAAAGAAAUUCACUGUAA